This is a messenger RNA of Venturia canescens, 928 nucleotides long. RefSeq lists its product as uncharacterized. The transcript has 4 exons. NCBI's taxonomy places the organism in Eukaryota, Metazoa, Arthropoda, Insecta, Hymenoptera, Ichneumonidae. The record is from RefSeq and is a predicted model, not a curated record. The coding region runs from base 81 to 596 and encodes 171 amino acids.
UAUUACAAAUUUCAGUGGUGUUUUCAGGAUCUUUGGUAUUUUCGGAGUUUCGUUGACACUCAAAAAUAACAAUCGGCAAGAUGCGUUUACUUUCGAUCAUUUUUUUUGUCGUUAUGUGCGUGGUCAUUGACAAGGUGAAUGGUGCAGGGAAAAACGUUAUUGCCAGCCAAAGAAAGACGAUAAUCUACCCGAAACAGGAUCUUCUGUCAGCUAAGACGCCGAUUUCGGACGGCGACAAAAUAAUUUGGCACAAAAGUUUCGCUACAGACGUCCUCUUCUUUGGUGGCGAAGUGAAAUACAAUGAAAACGAUAAGGUCAAAACUGUGCCAUUGGAUUGGAACGAGGGUGUUGACAUUUGCGAGGAACUCGAGGACGGUUCGUUGUUCGAUCUGGCGGGACAAAUAUUACGGAAAUCAUGGCUUCCCCGUGGUUCUUGUCCUGUCAACAAGGGCUCUUUCAGAGCGAAAAACCCUGUCAGACUUAGGAACGUGGACGUAUCGCAAGACUCCGAACGGUAUGUCUUCAAUCUACAAGUUGGACAUUCUAGAGAUCAAUUGGUUUUCAUAACGACGUAUGAUGUGCUAGUUACGGGUUAAUAAACUACGAAUGAAGCAUAUUAUAUUUCUUCGAUAUUCCGGCAUCGUCAAUAAAUAAGUGCAAACUGAAAAGUGCUUUUUCAUCUAUGAGUACAAACGUCCUGCAGUCGUGGAAAACCGAUUUUGUGAGAAUGAUGAAGAAUCGUGUUGGAGGAAUUCAUGAAAAUUAUUGAAAAAAUUUUUGUUUCUAAAAUUCGAUUCGGUACAGAUAAUUUUCGAUGGAAUCGUAAAAAUCCAGUUUUUGUUUGAAUUUGCUUAGAAUAAGGUAUUUUACACCAUGUAAGAAAACAAAAUAAAAAUGCACGUUUAUGAUAGAUUUGGUAAAAAAUAGA